Messenger RNA from Batrachochytrium dendrobatidis JAM81, 1146 nucleotides. RefSeq lists its product as uncharacterized. Gene Ontology annotation, molecular function: ATP binding; protein serine/threonine kinase activity. The record is from RefSeq and is a predicted model, not a curated record. The transcript has 9 exons. Gene Ontology annotation, cellular component: cytoplasm. Gene Ontology annotation, biological process: protein phosphorylation; signal transduction. Bases 1 to 1146 code for a protein of 381 amino acids. Lineage: Eukaryota; Fungi; Chytridiomycota; Chytridiomycetes; Rhizophydiales.
AUGCCACAAGAUAGCAUCAUUGUCAAGGAAACCCUUGAUGCCAAAGUCACUGAAGAAACCUCUGGAGAACGCCAUCUUAAUCAAUAUCACAUUCAGCGUGUAUUGGGUUCUGGCAGUUUUGGUAUCGUGCAUCUAAGUCUAGACGCGGACAGCAAUACUCUGGUAGCAAUCAAAGAAUUUAGUAAAAGUAAACUACGGAAACAGCAGGCAUUGAAGAAUGGCUUGUUUAUCGGUGCGUGUAGAGGACGUGGACGUGGGCGUGGCAGAGGUGCUGGUCCUGCAAAUCUGGCAGCUUCAGGAAAUAACCAUGCUAUAGUGGCCAAACCUGUUGAAAAUCCCAUCGAUCUAGUUCGUGGAGAAAUUGCUAUUCUCAAAAAACUUCGUCACCGCAAUAUCGUUAAACUAUACGAAGUUUUGGACGAUCCAGAUCAAGACUCGCUAUUUAUGGUAUUCGAACUGUGUGAAAAAGGCUCGCUUAUGGAUAUUGGACUGGACCAUCCUGCACCACCUUUGGAUAUAGACUUGUCUCGACGCUAUAUGCAAGAAAUGGUUUUAGGCAUUGAAUAUCUUCACGAGCACGAUAUUGCACAUCGCGAUAUCAAGCCGGAUAAUAUGAUGAUAUCAAAGGACGGCACUCUUAAAAUUGUCGAUUUCGGCGUGUCCGAAAUCUUUACAAAGGAUACGGGAACAGUUGUCAAAUCUGCAGGGUCUCCUGCAUUUUACUCUCCAGAAAUGUGCACUGCACGACAUGGUGAUUUGAGUGUCAAACCUGUUGAUAUCUGGGCUUUGGGCGUAACGCUGUAUUGCAUGAUUUUUGGUGUUUUGCCAUUUUCAGGAACUUCGCUACUGGAUCUCUACGAGAAUAUUCGCGUAAAAGAAUUGGACAAGAACCCUUUGACACGAAUUACAAUGGACGAACUCCGAGUUCAUCCAUGGUUGUCCAAUCACGGAAAGCAACCGUUGAUAACCAAAGAAAAAAACUGUGCAGAGUUGGUUCUUGCUGUCACUCAGACCGAAGUGGAUGCAGCUGUAAAACCUAUUCAUUCACUACUCACAGUGCUAAAGGCGGUUACAAAAUUGAAAGGGUUUGGAAAAAGCGGUGCUGCAAUACCCCAUCCGCCCACUGGAGAGAAUCACUCAAAAUAA